Molecule: messenger RNA, 1177 nt
Organism: Acyrthosiphon pisum (pea aphid)
Lineage: Eukaryota; Metazoa; Arthropoda; Insecta; Hemiptera; Aphididae
Product: HIV Tat-specific factor 1 homolog
Biological process (GO): mRNA splicing, via spliceosome
Cellular component (GO): U2-type spliceosomal complex; U2 snRNP
Molecular function (GO): RNA binding
Source: RefSeq, a predicted model, not a curated record
AUUUUAAACAUAAACAAUUUUAUCUAUAAAAAUAUUUUUUCAUGAUUUAUGGUCUAUAGUGUAGACUCUACUUAGGUGGUUAGUUCAGUACUUAGCACUUACUAUUUUUUUGAUUUAAAUAUUUGUUUAUAUUAACUGUGGGUAUGAAUUUUAAAAAUGAAUAAGAUAUUAAACUACAGUUAUUUGUAAUCGUAGGAUAUUGUAGUUAUCCAAUUACCUAUAAUACAUUGCUGUGUUUUUCAUCAUGAAAGUUUAACUUGUAAUUAAUAAGAUCAGUAUGGAAUCCAUUUCAACAUCAGUUCCACCAGAUAUUCCAAACUCCGAUGACAGUAACUAUAAAUAUAUAGAUGGUGUAUGUUUUUAUACAGAUCCAAGUACUAAGAAAGAGUAUACUUGGAAUAAGGAAAAAGGCACUUGGGCUGAAAAAGGCUUUGAAAACUAUGAAUAUGAUGAAAUUUGUAAAACAUACAAAUAUACCGAUAAACAAACAAAUAUUUCAUACUUGUGGGAUCUAAAGUCUAAUAAAUGGGAAGUACAAAAAAAGGAAUCCAUAAGUUUGGUAGAAGACAAAGAUUUUGAUGAUAAUAAUGAUGGAGAAGAAUUUGAUGAUGAUGAUGAAAAAGGAAGAACUCAGCGUACAGUAAAGCGGCAAGAUAUGAGUAAAGGAAAGUAUGGACAUGAUGGUAUUACUCAAACAUAUACUGAUCCAGCCGAUGGAACAGUUUAUAUUUGGGAUAGAGAGAAAAACGCAUGGUUUCCUAAGAUUGAUGAUGAUUUUAUGGCCCAUUACCAACUUAGCUAUGGAUUUAAUUCAACUGAUAGUACUACUGCAAGUGUAAAUAGUACAGACACAUUAAAAACAAAUACUAUUGGAGCUCAAAGUAAAGAAAAUCAAUCUGAAUCUACCUUGAAUGCUUCAGAUGUAGUGCUUGAACCUGAAAAAAGGAAACUCCCACAACCUUCUGAACCUAAUUGGUUUGAGAUCGAUGAAGAGCAUAACACAAAAGUAUAUGUCUCAAAUUUACCUCUAGAUAUUACGGAACAGGAAUUUAUUGAUUUAAUGCAAAAAUGUGGAUUAAUCAUGAAAGAUAUUGACAGUGGUCAAAUGAAAAUUAAGCUUUAUACUGAGAGAGGCACAGACAUUCUUAAAGGAGAUGCACUAUGCACAUAUAUAAAG